Penicillium pulvis is the source of this 969-nucleotide messenger RNA. RefSeq names its product carbon-nitrogen hydrolase family protein. Gene Ontology annotation, molecular function: catalytic activity. Lineage: Eukaryota; Fungi; Ascomycota; Eurotiomycetes; Eurotiales; Aspergillaceae. The transcript has 3 exons. The record is from RefSeq and is a predicted model, not a curated record. Bases 1 to 969 code for a protein of 322 amino acids.
AUGUCUGCCAAAACCGUCAAAGUUGCCGCCAUCCAGGCUGAGCCUGUUUGGAACGAUCUUGAAGGGGGAGUCAACAAGGCAAUUGCUUAUAUCGAAGAAGCUGCUUCCAAUGGAGCUAACGUCUUGGGAUUCCCCGAGGUCUUCAUUCCCGGCUAUCCAUGGAGCAUGUGGGCCAACUCCCCUGUCGAAAAUGCAGCCUUCAUGGAUGAAUAUUUCCGAAACUCACUCCCCAAGGAGUCGGAGCAGAUGGACCGAAUCCGAGCUGCGGUGAGAGAGGCUGGAAUGUUUGUUGUUCUCGGGUAUAGUGAGCGCUACAGAGGAUCAAUUUACAUUGCUCAGUCUUUUAUUGACCCCACUGGAACCAUCGUGCACCACCGUCGCAAAAUUAAGCCGACUCACGUGGAACGUGCCAUCUGGGGUGACGGCCAAGCUGAGUCCCUCCAAACCGUUGUUUCGUCGCCUUUCGGAAAUAUCGGCGGACUGAACUGCUGGGAGCAUACUCAAACUCUUCUUCGCUACUACGAGUACGCCCAAGAUGUCGACAUCCAUGUUGCUAGUUGGCCUCUAAUCUGGGACAUGCCGCCCCAGGAAAAGAUGCCAUGGACGUACCAGAUCACUCCGGGUCUCAACUCUAGUCUCUCCCAGAUCAUGGCCUUUGAAGGCGCUUGCUUUGUCCUUGUUUGCACUCAAGUUUUGACCGAAAAGAAUCGCGAAAAAUGUCGCCUGGAAAACUUCGAAUAUGCCACUGCGCCUGGUGGGGGGUUCUCCAUGAUCUACGGACCCGAGGGAACUCCUCUGGUUAAGCAACCAGCCCCUGGUGAGGAAAUUAUCCUGUAUGCCGACAUUGACCUCCAUGACAAGGCGGUCGCCAAGCACAAUCUGGAUAUUGUUGGCCAUUAUUCUCGGCCAGAUUUGCUCAGCCUUCGGGUCACAACUGAGGCGGGAAAGCCAAUUCAUUUCAAGGAGUGA